Molecule: messenger RNA, 1557 nt
Organism: Penicillium macrosclerotiorum
Lineage: Eukaryota; Fungi; Ascomycota; Eurotiomycetes; Eurotiales; Aspergillaceae
Product: cytochrome P450
Exons: 4
Coding region: 1-1557 (518 amino acids)
Molecular function (GO): heme binding; iron ion binding; monooxygenase activity
Source: RefSeq, a predicted model, not a curated record
AUGGCCAUCGCAACUGCGCUAAGUGCUCUGCAAGGCCGAGUUAUCCAGUAUCCCUGGCAGUCUCUUGGCGUUACUGCGCUGAUUAUCCCGUUCCUCUAUGUCAUUCUUAACGAAUUCAUCCGCUCGUCGGCCCGUGUCAAGGGCCUUUCAGGGCCGACUGGCCUUCCUCUGAUCGGAAAUUUGGCCCAGAUCCGAGUCAACGCAGCUGAACAGUAUCGGACAUGGUCAAGAAAAUUUGGCGCUGUGUACCAGAUCCAGCUAGGCAACAUUCCUGUGGUGGUGGUCAAUUCAGCUGCAUCGGCGAAAGUGCUUUUUGGUCAAAAUGCCCAAGCCCUAAGUUCGCGACCAGAGUUUUAUACAUUCCAUAAGAUCGUUUCCAACACGGCUGGCACAACUAUUGGAACCUCCCCCUACAGCGAUUCACUCAAGCGACGCCGGAAGGGUGCUGCGUCAGCUCUGAAUCGUCCAUCCGUUGAAACAUAUGUGUCCCAUCUUGAUAUCGAGUCGAAAGCCUUUGUUGAGGAGCUAUAUCGGUAUGGAAAUGGCGGAAAGUCUCCUGUGGACCCGAUGCCAAUGAUCCAACGCCUGAGCUUGAGUCUGGCAUUGACCUUGAACUGGGGUGUUCGUAUUGCAUCACAGGAAGAGGAUUUAUUUGACGAGAUCACGCAUGUCGAAGAGGAGAUUAGCAAAUUUCGAAGCACGACCGGCAAUUUGCAGGACUAUAUUCCUCUCCUGCGGUUGAAUCCAUUCAGUACCAACUCUAAGAAAGCAGCCGAGAUGCGAAAGCGCCGUGACAAGUAUCUGGGUGCACUCAACAAGGAUCUCGAUGAUCGCAUGGAGAAGGGUACCCACAAGCCAUGUAUCCAAGCCAAUGUCAUUUUGGACAAAGAGGCCAAGCUCAACAACGAGGAACUUACCUCGAUCAGCCUGACCAUGCUUUCAGGGGGCCUUGAUACAGUUACCACGUUAGUCGCGUGGAGUAUUGGUCUUCUAUCUCAACGUCAGGAUGUGCAGGAUAAAGCUGCCAAGGCUAUCCAAGAGAUGUACGGACAGAACGAGCCUAUGUGCUCAGCCGAAGACGACCAAAAAUGUGCAUAUGUUGUCGCCUUGGUGAAGGAGUGUCUCCGCUAUUUUACUGUUCUUCGCCUGGCGCUGCCUCGCACUUCAAUUAGGGACAUCACUUACGAAAACAAUGUGAUCCCGAAAGGCACAGUAUUCUUCUUAAAUGCUUGGGCUUGCAACAUGGAUCCGGAUGUAUGGACCGAUCCAGAUGUAUUCCGACCGGAGCGAUGGCUUGAACAACCAGAUGCUCCUCUUUUCACAUACGGCAUGGGUUAUCGGAUGUGUGCGGGCUCACUGCUGGCCAAUCGCGAGCUCUACCUGGUCUUCAUGCGGACACUCAAUAGCUUCCGCAUCGAGCCUCAUGACGAUAUCGAUUGGCACCCGGUCCAUGGCAAUUCAGACCCUGCGAGCCUAGUUGCGAUCCCACAAAAGUAUAAAGUCCGCUUUAUCCCCAAAAACGCAACCGCCUUAAAGAAAGUUAUUGCGGAACCUUGA